CCCUGCCGCGAGGAGUGCAGGGAGGAAGAGCGGAGCGGCGGCGCCGGCGUCCCAUCUCGCACGCGGCUUUCCGCCCGAUUUCGCCCCGGCAGGGAUGGGCGACACGAUCUGGCUGCCCUUCCCCUUGCUCCUCCUGGUCGCUUUGCGGCUGCCCGGGACGGCCGGCUUCACGCCUUCCUUAGACAGCGACUUUACCUUUACCCUUCCGGCCGGCCAGAAGGAGUGUUUCUACCAGCCCAUGCCGCUGAAGGCCUCGCUGGAGAUCGAGUACCAAGUCUUAGAUGGAGCAGGAUUAGAUAUUGAUUUCCAUCUUGCCUCUCCAGAAGGCAAAACUUUAGUUUUUGAACAAAGAAAAUCAGAUGGAGUUCACACUGUAGAAACUGAAGUUGGUGAUUACAUGUUCUGCUUUGACAAUACAUUCAGCACCAUUUCUGAGAAAGUAAUUUUCUUUGAAUUAAUCCUGGAUAAUAUGGGAGAAGAGGCACAAGAACAAGAAGACUGGAAGAAAUAUAUUACUGGUACAGAUGUGUUGGAGAUGAAACUCGAAGACAUCCUGGAAUCCAUCAACAGCAUCAAGUCCAGAGUAAGCAAAAGUGGUCAUAUACAAACUCUGCUCAGAGCAUUUGAAGCCCGUGAUCGAAACAUACAAGAAAGCAACUUUGAUAGAGUCAAUUUCUGGUCUAUGGUUAACUUAGUUGUCAUGGUGGUAGUCUCAGCUAUUCAAGUUUAUAUGCUGAAGAGUCUAUUUGAAGAUAAAAGAAAAAGUAGAACUUAAAACUCAACUACUUAACAAAAUUGGAAAAAAGUGGGGUCAGAAAAGUGCAGUUGUUACCAUUAAUAGUCAAGACCAUUAGUAGUCUUUUCAAAACGUUUGCAGACAUUCUCAAUAAGUGUAAAAUAAGUAUAAUUUUAAUGUGAAAGUCUUCGUUUUCUGUGCAAUCUACUUCACUCAUCCAGUUACACUUAAGUGUGUAACUGGAAUAUUUUACAUAAGUGUAAGUUUAAUUGAAAUUCUUACUAAUAACUGCAUUUUUCUAAGUUUUAAAAUUUUUACACGCAAAAAAAAAAAAAAAAAAGAAAUCAGCCAAUUUCUAGGGAUAGGGAUA
This is a messenger RNA of Chinchilla lanigera (long-tailed chinchilla), 1106 nucleotides long. It is a transcript of the gene Tmed5, whose product is annotated as transmembrane p24 trafficking protein 5. Lineage: Eukaryota; Metazoa; Chordata; Mammalia; Rodentia; Chinchillidae. Gene Ontology annotation, biological process: intracellular protein transport; endoplasmic reticulum to Golgi vesicle-mediated transport; Golgi organization. Gene Ontology annotation, cellular component: COPII-coated ER to Golgi transport vesicle; endoplasmic reticulum-Golgi intermediate compartment; Golgi apparatus. The record is from RefSeq and is a predicted model, not a curated record. The coding region runs from base 95 to 775 and encodes 226 amino acids. The transcript is spliced from 4 exons.